Molecule: messenger RNA, 2127 nt
Organism: Labrus bergylta (ballan wrasse)
Lineage: Eukaryota; Metazoa; Chordata; Actinopteri; Labriformes; Labridae
Gene: ca7
Product: carbonic anhydrase VII
Biological process (GO): regulation of intracellular pH
Molecular function (GO): carbonate dehydratase activity; zinc ion binding
Source: RefSeq, a predicted model, not a curated record
AAACUUCAUCAAUAGCUGAACCGGCUGAUGUCCCCGCGUCCGUCCUCCACGUGCGCACCGGAGAGCUGCAUUCAAACACCGAAAGCUUAAAGUCAGUGACAGGAACGAUGACAGGGAAACACUGGGGAUAUGGAAAAGAGGACGGUCCUUCCAUAUGGCACAAGAACUUCCCCGUGGCCCAGGGGAGCCGUCAGUCUCCCAUUGACAUUGUCCCUCUUCAGGCUUCUCAUGACUCCAGCCUGGGCCCAAUCGUCCUAAACUAUGACCACUGUACGUCCCUCAACAUCUACAACAAUGGACACUCUGUUGUCGUAGAGUUCGAUGACACCGAUGACCGUUCAGUGAUCCAGGGAGGCCCUCUUGACAACCCUUACAGACUAAAACAAUUCCACUUCCACUGGGGUGGAAAAGGCUGCCAUGGCUCUGAGCACACUGUUGCAGGAAAUAGCUAUGCAUCUGAGCUUCAUUUAGUACACUGGGAUGCCAUCAAGUACAGGUCGUUUGGGGAGGCGGCAACUGCUUCUGAUGGCCUAGCUGUCCUUGGAAUCUUUUUAGAGACAGGGGAUGACCACAGAUGGCUCCACACGAUAACAGACGCUCUCUACAUGGUGAAGUACAAGGCGAGUGUCACAGACUUCAAAGGUUUCAACCCAAAGUGCCUCUUACCCAGCAGCCUCCACUACUGGACCUAUCCCGGGUCACUGACCACACCCCCACUGCACGAGAGUGUCAUAUGGAUUGUCCUGAAGGAGCCAAUCACAGUCUCUGAAAAACAGCUAGGCAAGUUUCGAAUGCUCCUGUUCAGUGGAGAGGAAGAGGAUCAGAGGAUACGCAUGGAAAACAACUUCAGGCCUCCCCAGCCUCUCAAAGGCAGGAAAGUCCGUUCCUCCAAUUAAUGUGACCUCCAGAGAUCUGAAGUCGGAGAGAACAACAAGAGCUCUUUUAGACAACAGUGAAUGCAUCAAAUUGAGUGUAGUUUUUAUUUGAUUUCAGUAACUUGUCCUGAAGAUAUCUGAUUGUAACUUUGAACACUGCCGGCACACUGAGUGGCAUGUUUCUCCCUGUCAGAGGCUUCAAUGACAGAGAGAAGAAUCAGUUUUGGAUGAUUUAAGGGAUGAUAUACUAUUUAUUCUCAGCAAGUGUAUCAUUGCCAUUACUAUGGUUAUCAUUACGGUUGAAGAUUGAAAGCUUGGAGCUGUACCUCCACAGCUGUUCAAGCGUUGCCAGGAAAACAAGGGGGCUCUAUCAACAAGCGACAAGCUCAUGCAAGAGGCUAAUGUAUGCAACUGGUAAGUCAGUAUAGCAGUGGAGCCUGUUGAUGUUCGCAGACUGGCAUCACAGCACUCUGCCGUCUGCGAAUCACAGCUUCAGCCCUCCUACUGAUCCUGACUGAUCCCCAGUUGAUCCGGUCUAUUGCUGAUGGAUUCCCAGUGCUUGUGGCCAUAGAGCUCUUUCAGUCCAACAAUACCAACUGGAGGUGGGAUUGGAUUAGUCCUGCUUUUGCUCUAACUGCUCAAGUCUGAAAGUCUCAGGUCCCUUUUUUUUAAAGAGCUCAAUAGACUCGAGUGUGAUUUAUUCUUUUUUUCUGGUAUGCCCUCCAGAUUUAACAAAAAAAAAAAAAAAACAUCUGUUCAUAGUUGUUUGUCAUUCAGGGUUUUACUAACCUCAUUCAGCUCCUGCCAGGGUUUACUGAUUUCUAUAUUUCAUUCAACCAAUCAUUGUUUACAUGGUCUUCUCUAUCUGAAAUGAAAUGCAUCCUGUUUUAAGUGUCAAGUUUCUUGGUCUGGGGUUUCUACUAUGCAGGAUGUAAUGACCUCUGAAGCUGCAGUUUUAAACAAAAGGAAAAAAAAACAGUACAGUAUGUAAAUUCCUGACAGAGCUCCUGGUGUCUCACUUGGGUGAGUUGUAGCAACUUAUGCAAUGCUAGUCCUUUUCUGGUCUUGGAUUUCACUGGGAUGGCAGCUUUGAAGUUCCCCUUAAGUGUACCCAUGAUGACUGGCACCUCACUUAUGAUUGUUUAAAGCUGUUAAUGUGAAACAACAUAAAAACAUGUAAUUAUGUGUGGUUUGAAUAUUUUUGUAAUAGAUUCAAAAUCAGGUUUGCUGGAUUAAAUCAAAUUCAAAAUAA